Carassius auratus (goldfish) is the source of this 2701-nucleotide messenger RNA. Its product is annotated as splicing factor U2AF 65 kDa subunit-like. Gene Ontology annotation, molecular function: RNA binding. Gene Ontology annotation, biological process: mRNA processing. The record is from RefSeq and is a predicted model, not a curated record. The transcript has 12 exons. Gene Ontology annotation, cellular component: nucleus. Lineage: Eukaryota; Metazoa; Chordata; Actinopteri; Cypriniformes; Cyprinidae. The coding region runs from base 753 to 1901 and encodes 382 amino acids.
GGCCGCUGACCUCAGUGGGGGCGCUCUCGCGGCCUUGUCGUAUUACAGAGAUUUUGUGGAAAAUAAAGGGUGUAUGUAACGUAAUUUUGGGAAAUGCACGAACUCUUCCAAGAGCAGAGCAGUCGUUUAUUCCAGUACAUCAUCCGGUACAUGUGUGUUUACUCUCGCUCUCUCUGAAAUCACGUUUUCCUCAUGCUAGUCUUUGUAUGCUCUGAGGUGCGCUUCUGGAAGACAUCAGCUCGACUUAUUAAACUGCGUUUUUCUUUGUCAGGGUCGCAUUUUUUUCCCUUACAGAAACUGUGGUUUCUUAAUUGCUUCACGCUUGGUGUGAACUUUAUUUUUUUGUAUGUGAGAUAAUCGCAACCACUGAAUCGCUAGCUGCUAGCUAGCUCGCUUCAGUCUCGGUCAGUGUGUUGGAGCUGCUGGAAAAUGUCAGAUUUUGACGAGUUUGAGAGACAGCUGACCGAAAACAAGCAAGAGAAUGUGAUCAUGCUGGAUAAAAAUACACACUUCGCUAGAUCUCACAGCUAGAUUCAACAGACAGAGACAAGGAGAACAAGCACCACCGGCGCAGUGGCUCAAGAAGUCGGAGCAGAGACCAGGACAGGAAAAGGAGGAGCCGUGAUCGGCAUGGAGACAGCAAGGACCGCAGACACAGACGCAGUCGCUCUCCACACCGUGAGAAGAAAAAGAUUAUUAAAGUGAAGAAAUAUUGGGAUGUUCCUCCUCCUGGAUUUGAACACAUCACGCCCAUGCAGUACAAAGCCAUGCAGGCUGCUGGUCAGAUCCCGGCCACUGCUCUGCUGCCCACAAUGACCCCUGAGGGUCUGGCUGUGACUCCAACACCUGUUCCUGUCGUGGGCAGUCAGAUGACUAGACAGGCCCGAAGGCUUUAUGUCGGCAACAUCCCAUUUGGCAUCACAGAGGAGUCUAUGAUGGACUUCUUCAAUGCUCAGAUGCGUUUAGGUGGCCUGUGUCAGGCCCCAGGUAACCCAGUCCUUGCUGUUCAGAUCAACCAGGACAAAAAUUUCGCCUUCUUGGAGUUCCGUUCGGUGGAUGAGACGACACAGGCCAUGGCAUUUGAUGGCAUCAUUUUCCAGGGACAGAGUUUAAAGAUUCGCCGACCACACGAUUACCAGCCUCUGCCAGGCAUGAGUGAAAACCCCAGUGUCUAUGUCCCAGGCACGUCUCUCUUUUGCUCCCCCAAUUCUUGCGUCGUCUCCACGGUGGUGCCUGAUUCGGCCCAUAAACUCUUCAUCGGCGGUCUGCCAAAUUACCUCAACGAUGACCAGGUCAAGGAAUUGCUGACGUCAUUUGGCCCUCUGAAGGCCUUUAAUUUGGUGAAAGACAGUGCAACAAGCCUCUCUAAGGGCUAUGCCUUCUGUGAAUAUGUUGACGUCAACAUCAGUGACCAGCACACUUCACAGGCCAUCGCUGGACUAAACGGGAUGCAGCUGGGGGACAAGAAGCUCCUGGUCCAGAGAGCAAGCGUCGGCUCCAAGAACACCACACUGACGGGUAUAAACCAAACUCCAGUUACCCUUCAAGUCCCAGGUCUCAUAAACAACUCGAUGACUCAGAUGGGUGGCAUUCCCACAGAAGUAUUGUGUCUGAUGAACAUGGUGGCUCCAGAGGAGCUGCUGGAUGAUGAAGAGUAUGAGGAGAUUGUGGAAGACGUCAAAGAAGAGUGCUCCAAAUACGGCCAGGUCAAGAGCAUCGAGAUCCCGCGUCCGGUCGACGGCGUGGAAGUUCCCGGCACUGGAAAGAUCUUCGUGGAGUUCAUGUCAAUGUUUGACUCCCAGAAGGCAAUGCAGGGCUUAACAGGAAGGAAAUUCGCCAACAGAGUUGUGGUGACUAAAUACUGCGACCCUGAUGCCUACCACCGCCGCGACUUCUGGUAGAGAUGGGACAGAAUCCAGAGUGAGAGAGACUCGGAGAGAUGCACAUGGUGUGACUUCAAUCUCUCAGAAGCCCCUUAUUUUGUAGAUUUAUGAGGUCUGAGAGGGUCUGAGCAUUUUUUUAAAAACAUGACUUGUGAUUGGUCAGAAUGUAGCGAACCACUCAUUUGUCAUGUUUUUUUUUUCUUGUUUGUUUUUUUAUUUUUUAUUUUUUAUGGCAACAACAAUGGAGUAUGUGCAAAGCUUUAAGAUGGGAAAAUGGACCGUACCGUGUCAUUGUCUACAAAAAAGGAUUCAGCUAGACAUGCCACUAAACUUCCAGUUUUAUUUAGGCCCAUAGUGAAUAUUUUACAUGUGACCUUUUCUCAAUGUUGAAUUUCUGCUCUACAGACUGGUCAGAUAGGAGUGAGAGGAGGAUGUAAAGGAGCAAGUGAGGGAAGAGAAACAAUGACAACUACAAAAAUGAAUGUUACAUUCAAACAAGAAGGUGAGAGUGGGUAUUUAAGGAGAGAACUCCUUGUUAUUUGGAUAUAGUUUUUAUUUAGGCUGUGAAUAAGGUUUCCUGUGUGAAAGUGUAGAGUUCAAAAAGCCAGAGGACUUUCCGGGUCGUCUUUUGACACCAUACAUGUAUGAGGUAAAGCCGCGAUCUUGAAGAGGAUGAACAUCUACACUGUCUUCUAUUUUCCCCCUCCUUCUCUGUCUUUUUCCUGCUAUCUCUCCCUCUUUUUAUAAAUGCUGUACUGUUUCUUGUCAACCCUAUUUUCUAUUUUCCUAUUUUCCUGGCCCGACCUAACCAAAUUUAU